AUGGUUUUCAUUGAGCGGAAGUGGGCGAAGGCCUACGAGAGUGGCAUUCUUUGGUGGGCUGAAAUCCAUGACUCAUUGAGAUUGGUUCCAAAGUCUGUGGUGUACACCUUCAAUCCAUCACAAUCCACCCUAUCGAUCCUGUACAUUCUCAUAUCUGGAGAUUUCAUGUUGCACCACUCGAAUAUUAUUUGCAUGAUCCUGGGGCAAUGA
This is a messenger RNA of Cylindrotheca closterium, 210 nucleotides long. Lineage: Eukaryota; Bacillariophyta; Bacillariophyceae; Bacillariales; Bacillariaceae. The record is from the annotation of a GenBank genome assembly.